AAAUUAAAGUCUUGAGUUACAAGCGCUAUUGCAACGUCGACAAAAAAACAUGGCGUCCUCCAUGUCUUCACGACGGCUAUUUCAAGAGCUAUCAAAGGAAUUCAAGCGUAUGCACCCAAAAGUGAAACUUGAUGAUGUUCCUGCCUUUAAUCACAUGACAGCACAGUUCAAGAAAUUCAAAACAACAGGAAAACUUUUGUGCCGAGCAGACAACGAGGUUCAUUAUGUUGCAGAUUCUUAUAGGUGUAUGUUACAGAGCACCAGGAAACACGAGGAAUUGAUCCAGAUAUAUGGUGGGAAAGGAGACCGGAGUAUAGAAGAGAGUGCAAAUUUAGUGGGACUGAAUCUGCCCAAAUGUUGAUUAGACUGAGAUGAAAUUUGAUGGUGAACGGAGAUGAAUUUCAUGAACAUUGGAGGAUGUUAGAUUCUUUGUGCCAAUGUCAGUGGAUAAUAAUAGGACAAUAGAAAAUUGCAGUCAUGUGAUUUGGAACGAGCCAGAGUGAAUUACAUGAAAUUUUAUUUAAGAACCAUAUACCCCGACCCUGGCUUUUAACCUUGAAACUGAAUAAAGUUGCUUAAUUUAAA
This is a messenger RNA of Pecten maximus, 585 nucleotides long. Its product is annotated as protein FMC1 homolog. The record is from RefSeq and is a predicted model, not a curated record. Bases 50 to 361 code for a protein of 103 amino acids. The transcript has 4 exons. NCBI's taxonomy places the organism in Eukaryota, Metazoa, Mollusca, Bivalvia, Pectinida, Pectinidae. Gene Ontology annotation, cellular component: mitochondrion.